CCACUGGGAUUUGCAUAAACCACUCGACUGUCUGGCGAACGCUGAGCUGCUCUGUCAGUCCCGGGGGACUUUUCACAUUAGGUUCUUUGUAUUUUCACAGACAGGGCAAGUUCUACAUUUGAAGGAUUUUCUGAGAGGCUGGUACUGCAUGACUCUGUCCAGCUCAUGCUUUUCUUCGUUUCAUGGAUAAAGUGGCCCCGUGAAUAGGAAUGCCUGCCCAAAUACCAGAACUGGAGACCAUGGAUGAAGAUCAAAUAAUUAAAGAAGUCUUGGAUAAGUUUGUUAAUUGUCAUGAGCAAACAUAUGAAGAAUUUCUGAGCACCUUUAUUCAUCUUUCGAAAGAGGAUAAAGUGACCCAAAGAGGCUUGUUUGGAACCAGAUCUUCAGGAGACAUAUUUAUUUCAGUACAACUUACUCAUGAAAAUGGACCAAAUGAUCACCGCCUUAGGAGUAAAGCCAUCUUUCUUCGUACUUCAUCACAGUCUUCAGAAGAGAAACAGAUAGUGCUGGAUGAAGGCCAACAAGUUGGCAUUUCCUUUCAAAGUGAUCCAAAUUGGGCAGGAAAGGUGAAGGUAGAUAAUUUCCUAGAAGUAGAAGAUUUGGACAUGGAUGAAGAGAUUAAGCCCCAAAUGAGCAAGGAUUUGCCGCUGCUGCCCGGGGAAGUGGAGGACGUAAGCACCCACAUUCCUUCCAGCAUUCCUCCUGCAGCUGACAUUCCUCCCGCAGCCGACAUUCUUCCCGCAGCCCAGCCUCUGACCCCUGCAGUCAAUCCAAGGCCCACGGUGGAAAGAGCGGACACGCAAAAGGACGAGAUACUCGGGGAUGAAGUUCAGCCCUUCAGACUUGAUGAAGAAUUUGAUUAUGACACUGUGAUGCUAACCCCCAAGUUCACUCCUGCAGAGGUAGAAGCCAUCAAAGAACAACUAUCCAAGCACAAGCGAGAGAACACCAACGCGGACUUGGAGGAACCCCGUGACUGAUUCACCAAGACGUCUUCCUGUUUACAUUUUGUUCUUAUUCAAGCAAAAAUAGAAUAAAUGAUAAACCUACUGGAAGCCCCUCUGUGGAAAUUUAUGUGUGCAUUGAUUUGUCAAAGUUACUUGCCUAUAGGGAGAUGCUGCUAACAAGACCACAGAGAUCUCCACCCUCACAGAGCUCCCUUCUGUCACGUUGUUGCUGCAUCCAUGGCGGGUAGGGGGUGAUGGAGGUGGCAAGUUGGGACAGGAGUCAACACCCACUGAAGGGUCAGUUUGAAGAGAGCAGUACAACUAGGUAACACGGGGCAUUUUAACAAAGAUUGGAAGCAUCUUCCCACCUUUUGGGGGAUGAAGGACAGUUACACAUGCAAAAUGCCUUGUAGCACAGAGAGAAGUACUGAUUAUGUGGGGAGGUUAUUGGCCGCAGCUAUCCAGACAUAUUGGUAUGAAUCUGAUUGCUGAGAGGCUGGGCUUCUGGGAUUGAUUGGGAAAGGCAUGACUGGAAAAGAAGGCAACUGAGAAUUGAUUCUAUGUCAUGUAUUAAAUUCUUGUACUUUGUUAUCGCCAUUGUGAUAGCUACAAAGUGCAAGGAAUGAUCUCUGUCUGCAGAAGCAUAAAAUAUAAUUUGAAGAGGCAAGACAUAGAUAGAAAAAACAACUAGAGAAUGUGAAGCUUAUGAAGUGCUAAUUGUGUAGACUACCCAUACAUGCCUUAAGGAAAGGAGAAUAGAUGGCUGGAGGCACAGGUGCAGGGGGAGUAGUAUGUAUGAAGUCAUUUUUAUUAUUGAAGGAAUCCGUUACAAAUCAAAUGCACUUAGUCUUAAUUAGUUUUCACUCAGGCCUGGGCUCAUGUACAUGCAUGUGUGUGUAUAUGUGUAUUCAUAGAAAUGGCCAUUUAUAUCCUUAGGAAAGAAUGUUCUUGAUUUAACAUUACAAUAGAGUCAAGUGAUUUCCACAUUUAUUUUUUUUUUAUUUAGUCAACAAACUCUCAUUAAACACCCUUUAUGUGCCAAGGCAAUGGGGAGGAUACAAGUAGAUGUGGUCUGAUGUUGUGGGGAAGACAGAUGUAUACAUAAAUAAUUAUAGUAGAGCUAUGCUGUCUAAUAGAAUAGCCACUGGCUGCAUGUGUCUAUGGAGCACUUGAAACGUAGCUCGUGUGACAGAGUAACUGAUUUUUUUAAUCCUCACCCAAGGAGUGAGGAUAUUGUUUCCAUUGAUUUUUAGAGAGAGUGGAAUGGAGGGAGCGGGGAGAUGGAGAAAAACAUUGAUGUGAGACACAUCUAUUAGUUGCCUCUGGCUUGCACCCUGACUAGGACUAAGGAUUGAACCUGCAACUGAGGUAUGUGCCCUUGACUGGAAAUCGAACCAGUGACUCUU
Molecule: messenger RNA, 2353 nt
Organism: Myotis myotis
Lineage: Eukaryota; Metazoa; Chordata; Mammalia; Chiroptera; Vespertilionidae
Gene: IFTAP
Product: intraflagellar transport associated protein
Exons: 7
Coding region: 210-980 (256 amino acids)
Biological process (GO): spermatogenesis; acrosome reaction
Cellular component (GO): 9+0 non-motile cilium; cytosol
Molecular function (GO): intraciliary transport particle A binding
Source: RefSeq, a predicted model, not a curated record